AUGAUGGGAGCUGCUGGUCUGAAAGGGCCCAGUACAGCGGCCGCGUUUGCGCGCCAACGGCUUACUGCGGUUCCUCGAUCUACACGAUCGGUAUCGACUUUCCGAUCGCAACACUCACGGCUCGCAGGCCUUCGGGGCCAAUUGAACUCCGGUCUCUCUGCUAGUGCCCCAUGGCGCGCUGCUUCAGUUGUGGCUGGCCCGGCUGCGAUUCGUUUCAAUUCGACUUCCUCAACCCCGGCAUCUGAUCCGGCCCCGGCCACGAGUGUGUCAGAUGGACUUCCCGAGGCUAGUGACCUUGCGGAAUUCGAUAUUUCGAAAAUCCCUGAGAAUAUCGGAUACUUGAAAGAACUUGGACUGGACUUCGGUUGGGGCCCUGCCGCCAUGAUCGAGUGGUUAAUCGAGCAUUUACACAUUACCGCCAGUUUGCCAUGGUGGGCCAGUAUCGUCGGCGCGGGUCUCGUCGUCCGUCUCGCUCUGCUGAAGCCGAUGCUUACUGCCUCAGACCAAGGGGCCAAGAUUCAAAACCUGAAGCCUAAGACUGAACCCAUCCGCCAGCAGAUGAUGCAGGCCCUGAAAGACUCAAACCAAAUUGAAACACAACGGAAGAGAGCUGAAUUGUCAGCACUAAAUAAGGAGAAUGGUAUCAACCCCUGGAAGAACUUGAUUCCAAUGCUGCAAAUUCCCAUUGGUUUCGGUACCUUCCGAGUUGUUCGUGGCAUGGCUUCGCUCCCCGUCCCAGGAAUGCUGGACGAAUCUAUUCUCUGGAUUAACGAUUUGACAAUUUCCGACCCUUACUACCUUCUGCCUGUCGUGACCUCGGCAUUUAUGUAUAUGACUUUGAAGCGAGGUGGUGAGUCUGGAAUGGGUGAUUUUAUGAACAGCGCUGCUGGAAAAUCAAUGGCGAUUGGUUUACCGACAAUCUCCUUCCUCUUCAUGGCAUUCAUGCCCAGUGCACUUCAGCUUUACUUCGUGGCUACCGGUGCCUUCGCACUGGGCCAGUCCUACAUGGUCACCUCCAACAAAUUCCGCAACAUGCUGGGUAUGACGGUUGCCAGAAAAGUAGCUCCGGAUAACUCCAUCUCGGACGCGCAGGAUUAUCUUGCAAAAUUGCAGAAGCAGGUGGAUGCGCGACUGAAACCCAAGGCCGAGGAGAAGAAGCCCGUCAACCAAAACGUGAGCAAGAUCGACAAAUUGGUCGAUGGCAUGUCGGAGCACUUCCGUCAAGCAAAGACGGAUAUCAGCACCAAGCUCUCAGAAGCAUCCGGCAAGGGCCAAGCGAAGAACGCUGACGGCACUGCCGCCCCGCCUCCGCGUCUGACUGAUGCCGAGCGCAAGAAGGCUCUGGAGUAUGAACAGGAGCAGCAAUCUGUGGAUAGUUUCCGUCGUGAAGAGCGCAACCACGCUCGCCGGAACGCUCAGAUGCAGGCUCUUCGCGCUGAGCGUGAGAAGGCUAAGGCUUCCUUCCAGAGGCACCAAAAUGCUGCUCAGCAGUCCCGGGGCCGGAAAUAA
Penicillium cosmopolitanum is the source of this 1509-nucleotide messenger RNA. Its product is annotated as membrane insertase OXA1. Gene Ontology annotation, molecular function: membrane insertase activity. The record is from RefSeq and is a predicted model, not a curated record. Bases 1 to 1509 code for a protein of 502 amino acids. Lineage: Eukaryota; Fungi; Ascomycota; Eurotiomycetes; Eurotiales; Aspergillaceae. The transcript is spliced from 3 exons. Gene Ontology annotation, biological process: mitochondrial respiratory chain complex IV assembly; protein insertion into mitochondrial inner membrane from matrix. Gene Ontology annotation, cellular component: mitochondrial inner membrane.